GCACCAAGGCCCGGCACCGGCAGCGGCACCGGAGCGGCCGGCGGCGGCGGCGAUGCGGUCGCCCAGCUGAAGGCGCGGCGCCGUCGCUGCUCGCUGUCGCCCCGCCGGGCCAUGGCCGUGCGCGGCGGCAACGCCCUGACGCCUUUCUCCAUCCAGGCCAUCCUCAACAAGAAGGAAGAGCGCGCCCGACACGCGGCGGGGCGGCCGCCGGGGCCAGCCGGGGGAUGGAGGCUCUGCGGGGCCGCCGAGGGGCCGCCGCUACCCGCCGGGGCCGCCCGGCCGGCCGCUGCCGCCCCGCGGACGCCGGUGGGCUGGGACUCGGACUCGGCGCUGAGCGAGGAGCCCGAGGGCGAGCGGCGCUCCGAGGAGGAGGGCGCCGGGGGCAGCGGCCGCCCCGCCGAGGCGGCGGGCGGUGGGGGGAGGCCGGCGGCGGCGGAGGUUCAGCCCCCGGAGGCGGCGGAGCGGGACAACGCCGGGCUCAGUGACAGCGAGAUGUCGGCGGCCGUCUCAGAUCGCAGCCCGCCGGAGGAGGAGGACGGAGCGGGCAAGUGCGGGAAGCUGCUGCCGGCGGAGGACGAGGCUGCUGCGGCGCCGAAGCCGCGCAAGAAGCGCUCCCGGGCCGCCUUCUCCCACGCGCAGGUCUUCGAGCUGGAGCGGCGCUUCAACCACCAGCGCUACCUGUCGGGGCCCGAGCGGGCCGACCUGGCCGCCUCGCUGAAGCUCACCGAGACGCAGGUGAAGAUCUGGUUCCAGAACCGGCGCUACAAGACCAAGAGGCGGCAGAUGGCCGCAGACCUGCUGGCCGCCGCGCCCGCCGCCAAGAAGGUGGCCGUCAAGGUGCUGGUGCGCGACGACCAGAGACAGUAUCACCCCGGCGAGGUGCUGCGGCCGCCCUCGCUGCUCUCCCUCCAGCCCUCCUACUACUACCCCUACUACUGCCUGCCCGGCUGGGCACUGUCCACCUGCGCUGCAGCCGCCGGCACCCAGUGAGGGGCACCCAGCGUGCGCCCCCCGCAGCACCCCGGGGAGCCUGUCUCCCACCUCCCCCUGCUCCCAAUCCACAGCCCCCGCCGCAGCUCUCGGUGCCUCGGACAGUAUUUAUUAUUAUUUUAUUGUUAUUUUUAUUAUUAAUAUUAUUUGGACGGUCCCUCACCCGCUCCUCUCCCAGCGUAGGACUUCUCGGCCACCCUCUUGCCCACUCGCCCCGUCCCUGCCCCGGCAGCCGAGGACUCUUGCAAUUCGGCACGACUAGUUCAUGGUAUCCAUGUUGUCAGUGUAUUUGGUGUAGACUUUUUUUGUUUGUUUAAUUUCGCUUCGGAUCGGUAGAGACUCGAUCUUGUGUGGGAGAGAGAAAGAGAGAGAGAGAAAAAAAAAAAAGGAAAGGAAAAAAAAAAAAAAAAACCACCAACAACGAAACGCCGCGAAACCAAAUGCAGCUCCGAAGAGGAGAUCAAGGACUCCCUCGGUGGAUUGUAAGGAAGCUUAUUUUUGACGUCUGUAUGAGUCCUUGGUCUUCCAGCUCGUUGCAAACUGAGUGUGCCUUGUAUGGUGCUGAAUGUAAGGAAACCUCUUUCAGAUCCCCCCUGCUCUUGUUGCCCAUGUUAUUCCUGUACUCCAUGAUCCCUGGCAAAGGAUAAAUAUGUCACAGAAGGGUGAGACUUAUAUCGCAGCCCCAGACUUCUUCUUUUUCUUUUCUUUUUUUGUUUUCCUAAGAUCUUUCCGUGUUCGGGGAGGGAGGAGUUACGGAUUUUUCGCACUUUCCAGUUGUAUUAAAGUUGUUGUUAUUAUUA
Oxyura jamaicensis (ruddy duck) is the source of this 1790-nucleotide messenger RNA. It is a transcript of the gene NKX3-2, whose product is annotated as NK3 homeobox 2. Gene Ontology annotation, biological process: regulation of transcription by RNA polymerase II; cell differentiation. NCBI's taxonomy places the organism in Eukaryota, Metazoa, Chordata, Aves, Anseriformes, Anatidae. Gene Ontology annotation, molecular function: RNA polymerase II cis-regulatory region sequence-specific DNA binding; DNA-binding transcription factor activity, RNA polymerase II-specific. Gene Ontology annotation, cellular component: nucleus. Bases 112 to 990 code for a protein of 292 amino acids. The record is from RefSeq and is a predicted model, not a curated record. The transcript has 2 exons.